Molecule: messenger RNA, 1353 nt
Organism: Emiliania huxleyi CCMP1516
Lineage: Eukaryota; Haptophyta; Isochrysidales; Noelaerhabdaceae
Exons: 4
Coding region: 1-1353 (450 amino acids)
Biological process (GO): methylation
Molecular function (GO): methyltransferase activity; RNA binding
Source: RefSeq, a predicted model, not a curated record
AUGGCCCUCGUCUUCCAGGUCCCCAACUCGCUCGCGCCUCCCAUCAUCGGCCCGCGCGGCAGCGCCGUCCGCCGCCUCGUCCAAGAGUCGGGCGCCACCAGCAUCCACCUGAGCAACCAGGACGCUGCCUCGCCCGACCGGCGGUGCAGCAUCCGCGGCGAGUCGGUGGCCGCCAUGUGCCACGCCUUUGACGGCUGCGCCGCCCUACUCCGCGCCGAGUGCGCGCGAAUCGGCCGCAGCGACGCGACCCGGCGCGUCCGCUUUGUCGUGCCUGAGGCAACGUCGCUGCUCGGCGAGGCGGCGCUGGCGAGGCUGCGAGGCGCCGGCGUGGCGACGGAGCUCUCGCCGCGCGCCGCGGGCGAGGGCCCUGCUGCUCGCGAGCUGACGCUCUGUGGCGACGCGCCGUCCCUCUCUGCUGCCGCGGCGCUGCUGGUCGAGGCGAUCCUCUCCAGGCAUGGCCAGCGGCUGGGCAGCUUCCUCUCGCGCUGGUCGUUUGUGACCGAGUACAAUGACCACUUUGAGACGCCGCGGCGCGCGUACGCGGACAUCCUCCCUCUCCUCGCCGCCGCUUCGCCGCUCCCUCCAAAGCGGGACGGGGGCAGCGCCCCAGAGGCGGAGGCGCUGGCGGCGGCGCUGGGCGUGCGCCGCGAGAGGGUUCUCAACCGGAACCGCGACUUUUACGCGGACAUCGCGACGGGCCAGCUGCCGCAGUACGACGUCCUCCUCACCAACCCGCCCUACUCUGGCGACCACAAGCAGAGGCGCGGCGUGGCCCUGCCUUGCUCCCUGCCCCGCCGCAGCGUGCCCCUUCUUCUCCCGAGUCCCGAGCCAGAGGCGAGGGACUGCAACGCCCCCUUCCCCGCCAGGCUGCUCCGCUUCCUGGCCAGCGACGGAGACAUGCGCGGCGCGCCCUUCCUGCUUCUGCUGCCCGCCUGGGUGUGCGAGAAGGACUACUGGAACGCGUUCCUCGAGCGGCUCGCGACACACCGCGCUGCAGGAGGCGGCGGCGGCGGCGGCGACGGUGGUGGCGGCGGUGGUGGCGGUGGCGACGGUGGUGGCGGUGGCGGCGGUGCGGGCGACAGCAGCGCCGCGCAUUCCUCCGGCGAGUGCUGCAAGCGGCGGCGCAGGCGGAGGGUGGGGGAGGGCGGGCUGGAGAGGGCUGCGGGCGUCUUCUACGUCCGCCCCUCGGCGACUGGGAACAGCGCGAGCCCCUUCCACGCCGUCUGGUUCUGCGGCGGGUGGGCGACCGAGGGCGCGCGCCGACGCGCGAUGCGCGCGCUGCGGCCGAGCAGGAGGCUGCGAGAGGUGGAGGUGUUUCGCUCGGCGAAGAUGCUGCGCCGCCGGGGGCUGUGA